UCUUUGUUCGUGUAGCUAACUAAAUGAAAAUAUUUUUGUCACCAGCUGAUUGAUACGAGGGGAAAAUUUUGCUGCGAUAGAAGCCUUAGAUGGACAAAAAUGGCGUUUUCUCUCAGGAAGAUGCUUUCUAACAUCAAUUAUUUCGGCAAACCAGGGGAUACUGGGUACGAAGAGGCCAAACGGGCGCAAAAACAUUUUGGAGAAACAUCAGAAAGCAUAGAUUUCGAGAGAACGGAGCCCGACUCUACAUCCAGGUAUGCAACAAGCCUUAAAUUACCCGAAUCAGUCAAAAAUUUUGCUGCUAAGAAGUCCUCUCUCUCAGAUACUGACAUCUUAAACGUCCCUGAGACGCCAGUUUCAAAGAAAGCUAAAAGAAAAUGCAAGAAACUGAAGGUUGAUGUAGACGCAAGAAUUAGCGAUAGCCAGGAAAAUUCAGAUGACACCCCUAGCGAGAACACACCUAAACAUGUGCAUUUGGAAAUCCAGAGUGCUGAUAUAUUCAAAGACUUUGAUUUUAACAAGUCAUUUGAUUUUGGUUUGUCUGAUGAUGAUUCUGAUAAUGGUGAUAUCCAGUCUCUCUCAGAUCAUUCGGACUCCGAUGGUUCUAAAACAUCACGAGAGAAAGUUAAAAUGUGUCGCAAAGUACAACCAAUUCACGAAGAACAGUUGAUACGGUCCACCAGCCUUGAGUCUUUUGGAGAUGUGGAGUUGGAUAAGAAUGAAGAAGAAAGGAUCUCACUCCUCCUCAAUUAUCAAAACAAAUUAGAGAAAAUUGAUUGUUUCAUGAAAAAACUUCUGUCUGAUUUCCAGUUUAAUAUAGAAGUCUCUAAAAUAUUUCAUUGCCGAUCUCUUGUGCCAACCGUACCGGGGGGCGAAGUUAAACAGCCGAAGAUGCUAGAUGCAGCAUUUGUUGACAGCCGCGCUCCAAGCCCUUCAGGUCCAUGGAAUGUCAUUGUUGAAAAAGAAGACGUUAUCACCAAGCAAAAAUUUAAAAAGCAGCUCAUGUCCGUGAAACAUACUAUAGAUGAAUUUGUCAAUUGUUAUUUAAAUGAAAAAGAAAGAAAACCUUUUACAACUAAACUGAGGAGUAAGAAGAAAAUGCGACAUUUUGAUUUUCCAGAUCUCCGCGAAGCCAUGGUUAAUCUAUUUGGCACAGAAGACCAGGACACAGAUCUGUGCGACUCCAAAUGUGUCUGCAACUGUCACUCUCAGUCUGAAACCGACUCGGGCUUAACCUCCAAAUCGGAUGAAAGAUCUCUAUCAAAUCAGUCUAUAACAUCAUCAAUUGGUAACUUCAGCUUGGAUUCAUCCACCUUAACAGCUUAUUCCGAAUCUCUCGAUCAAAUUGUCAGCUACUGCAGCUUCCAAGACACAAGCCUGUAUUGUGACUUGCUGCAAACACCAGCCAUUGAACGUAUCACAUUCUACGUACAAGUCCACAGCGUUCAACUCAAGAGUGAAGCGAGCAAUCAAGACUUUGAAUGCAAGAACGUUAUAAAAUUCUACUGCCCAACUUGUAAAGUCACCGAAACUGACGAGAACAGUCUGCUACGUCACAUUUUGAGCCAAACACAUUGUGAGAAGAUACAUUUCCAAUACAAGACAGCGUAUAUAAAGAAGUGUGUUGCUGCCGGAAAAGAAAUACAGCCAAGUACAGUGCUGAAUCCGAUGACAAUGUACCGGGAUGUUAACAAGAUUGUCUGCUUUGGAGAAGCUGUGUACGCCUGCUCUCUGUGCUUCGAGAAUCCUAUCGCUGGCGAAUCCAUCCUGAUGGCACACAUUUCAGAGCCUGAACAUAUUGAGAGACGAGAAAAGUUAGAUGAAAUCAUAGAGUAAGUGCAUGAUUUUUUUUUAUUAUCUUAAAGAGCAUGUGUGAAUAUUCUACUCAAUACUUGUGCAAUCAAAUAAUAGCUUAUGAAGUAACCCGAUUUGCUCACAUUUGAUUAUUUCAAGCUUAAUACACACAGUUGACUCAAAUACACACAUACUCUUUAAAUUUGCAUUGUAAUUUAUAUGAUUUAAAUCUGUUAAGAAAAUUAUAGCUAUUUAAAUUCUAAAUUCAUUACAAAUUUAGAAUUGCAUAGAUUUUUUUUGACAGAAUUGUUCGCUUUGCAAUAACUGUCGAAAUAUUAUUUGACAGUACAUUGUAAUGCCGUUUAUUAUGUUAUGUAGUUUCUGUCCUUUUAUUUAAAAUAAAACACAAACAUGAUAAAUGAAAUAAUAUAUUGGUCUUCCCUUUAAUCAAAAUACAUUUUUAAACUAAAUCAAAGGACAGAAAUAUAAUUUAUUUAUGUUUUUAUUAUUUACUCUGAACUCUAAAAUCAAUUCUAGUUUCUUUUCUAGACUUAUUGGUUACCAUAUUUACAUUUUUACACAAAAAUAAUAGUAACUUUAAGUAGUAUCCUAAAUCUAGCUCAAAUAUUUACUUUUCUUCAAUUCGAGUUAUCUUUUAUACUAUACUUUCUUAUUUAUCGUCUUUUUUACGAAAAAAAAGCGGUUAAUGCCAUAUUGUUGUUGAUAUAAGGUUAACGUUGUUUUUGUUUGAGUUUGCUGACCAAAUCCGCUAGAUGCCGCUACUGCCUAUGCCUACCAAGCUUACUUUUCUUACUAUUUAUUAUUAUUUCUAAUAUGCCUCGAAUAUUACACAGUUAAGCGUUUAUUUUCAAUAUAAAAUUAAUUAUAUUUGAUUUAAAUUCACCUAUUUAAACAUAUCCUUCGUAUAACAUCUAAGCAAUGAAUUAACGUCUAUAUUAAUAAUAAAGUUAUUUUUGCUAUUUUCUGACAACUACUUACUAAUCUUUCGACUUAAACUAUCAUUGAUUAUUAUGUAAAAAUCAAUUAAUUUUUUCUUUAUUUUCUCUUAAAUAUCUUCUAUACUAAAAAUCUUGGUUCGGCACUAGCGGCAUCUACCGGACGGCGCAAACAUCUAGGUGCUCACUGCCGAAACUCAAGUUUGAUGUGUUCAUGAUAUUUCCCGCCCAUUUUACUGAGAUUUAGAGAAAUUAAGGCCAAUCGAUAAAUUAGUACCGAAGCAUUCGUUUUCUUAUGAGUCUUGUAGACAUGUGGCUAUUCUGAAGUUGUUUAUGUCCAUGGGCGACGAUGACCGCUCUCCAUCAGAUCCGCCGCCAUACAAUCGAAGUUAUGCUAUCAUUUUAGAACGUUCUGACACACACAUUCUGAAAUAACAUCAACUUUGACAUGAACGGACAACAAUUUGGCAGGGAUUUUGAUAUCCUAGACUGGCAAGUGUUAUUUUAAAUGUCAAACAUCUAUGAAAUUGCACAGUCUGAUGGGAUAUCAAAAUCGCUGCCAACUUAAAUUGGUCUAAUUCUAUGUCACGUAUGUAAAGAAAUUAGAAUGAGCAGAAGUUUUACAUAUUUAUAAAACAUUUACUUACUAUUUUUUUAAGCAUAAACCUCUGAUACAUCUAAGCUACAUUGUCUACUACGGCGGUAGCAUGGUAGGAUUUUUAUCGCCUGUCACUUUCGCAAUUACAUACUUGUUAGAACGUUACAGAUAAAAAUGCGUCCAUGCUACAACCACUGAAGUCUAUAAGAAAACGAAUCUGCCCUAAUUUAUUUUCAAAACAGGGUUGACUAAAGACUUACCACAUUUUGAAGUUUUUUGUUCGUAAUCUAAGCUUUUAGCACUAUUGUGUUAGUUAGAGUAAGCACUAGUAGCGUAGCAUAAGUAGCCUAUAGGUGAAAAAGCAUAAUUCAAAAUUCGAAAAAAAAAGUUUUUUUUUAAGUAUUUUGUAGUAUGUGAUUCUCAAAUAGGCGAGAUACUGGCUUAAUUCAUGUACCAACGUGUUCAUAUUGACAUUUUUUACUUAAAAAAACAGCUAUAUUACUACUUUUUUUAAACAGAUAUAUUUUUAAUAGAGACCAAUUUUUGAAAAUAAUUUUAAUUUCUCUUUUGUCGCUGGAUAUGGUUUAUUUUUUAAAUUUUAUUUUGUAUUCUGUAGUAGCAUAAAUUACACAAUAGAGUACAUUUUAACAUCUAAUUAUAUUUGUCUUAAUUUAAAUAUUAAAAAAAUCGAGAAAUUUUUUCACUGAACUGUAAUAGUUUUAUCGAAAUAAUGAAUUAAGCCACCAACUAAAAAUGUCAAAACUGUUAAUAAAUAUGAUCUCAAUCCUGUAGAUAAUCCACCCAACCCAAAAGACUGAUUAUUUUGAUGCCACUGUUGAAAAUUUGAGGUUAUAAGUCAAAAAUUUAGUAAAAAGUUACAAAUUAACGUUUUAACAAAAAUACUGUUGUCAUAUGAAAAAAAAAUAGAGAAUUUAUACAUGGUUGUGCAUUUAAAAGUAGAUUGUCCGUUGUUUUACGAAAUUUUUGACUUAUUUCAUUAUACUGUCUCGCCGCCUGUUCGUACUCUAAGAUAAUAUACAAUGUGUAUGGUAGAAUUAGAUAUGGUUAUUGUAAUUUUUAAGAUAUACUAACGCUAUCUAUAUAAAAAGUUAAUCUAAUUAAAUAGGGACAGUAGUUAUAAAUUGGAUCCACUUCUAUUUAUAUAAACAAAUUAUGUAGCUCAAUUUCUGUUGUUAUAUUUCAAAAAUACCAUUGAUAUUUUGUUUUCUGACGACUUGAAAGUUCCAUAUUUAUAAACUCGUAAGAAACAAAUAGGCACGCAAGAUUUUAUUCGUAUUAUACAAUUCUGCAAGAAUUACCUAAGUAUUUUAAUAAUUAGUAAUCAGUUUUAUUUACUAUAUCUAAUAUAUCCUUCACUUAAGUCUGAAAAAUGUAGUACAUACACGGCAGUAGGUUAAAUGUUCGCGACCAAGUCUUAUAAUUCAAAACAAUAAUCAAAUAAUCUCGAAUACGAUGUCACUUUAGAAUAAUUAUCUAUUUAUUAAGAUAUGCCAUAUUCUCAAACUCUGCUUUAAAGUCAAAAGUCAAUUUACACAUAAAAUAGAAACGAAAUUUAUUAAAACGAUGCACAAAACAUUCCAAGAAUAUGUAUUUAAUGUAAUCGUUUAAAUUAAAAAAAGUAAAAAAAAAUAUAAUAAACACUACGCUUAUGUAUGCAUGUCUGCUAACUUUAUUUAAGAGGGCAUUUAAAACAUAAAUGGUUCCAAUACUGGGGUCGUCUGUAUUGUAGGAGUAACAUUUAAAUAAUAGUCAAAUUUAAAAUAAUAGCUGCCCCCAAUUUUGGAGUUAUAUGCGUAUAUUAAAUAAAAUUUCAUAAUUAUUGCUCUUUUUUAAAGUCUUGGCGUGAUACCUUGUUUUAUUUAAAUCUAGUUUUGAAAGUGUUAAAAACAUUAUCUUUUUUUAUUACUCUAAUUUAAAAAAUAUGGUACAUAUGUUUUAGACAAUAGAUUUCGACAUAAUGUAAAAUAUCUGUUUUUUUUUUCUUUUUACUUAUUACUUAAUUAUCUUUCUACAAAAAAGAGGAUAAUAUGAUAUUUAUUUAAUACGCAGUUAGCUCUAAGCUUUUUUCACAUUGAUCCAAACGGCCAUAAGUGAAUAUUGAUGCAGUUUUGACGUAACAAAUGAAACCAAAUGAUUUUAAAUUGUUUAAUAUAAUAUUUACAAUCAUUUACGUCACAUCCCACUAUUCGCAGUAACAAUAGAACCUCAAGUCACAAGUAAAUAUAAUUUUACUGUAUUCGUUCGUAUAGUAUUUAAAUACGAUAAGGGAUUAUUUUCUGUAAAUAAUCACGGAAUAAAAAUCAGGUUUCAAUUCACAUCUACAGAAGAAUAUUUUGCCUUCUCGUAGAAUUUCGGCACUAGUUGUUUAUUCUUAUUUCGUAAUUAAUUACAAAAUAAUGUAAAAUCCUAUAUGCAACCUCAAAUUUAAUUACGAAUAUAACAUGACAAUAUUCAGCGUGGCCUUUAUGGAUCUAUGAAAAGGGACCUUAUUGUCGAUGGCGCUUACACCGCACAGCGUCGCGCGGCAUUGUAUUUAUAACGGUAACGGUAACAAUAAGGUCCCUUUUCAUAGAUAACGUCACAUAUGUAUUUUAGUUGAAUUGUACAACUACAUAUCGGAUCAAUGUGGGUCAAGCUAAAUUAUAGAUACCACUUUAUGUGCUCCAAUCGUUCACACGGUGUUCAAAAUUCCAAUAGUUAUUUGGUGCCUUUCAGCCAUGCCCUGUCGAUUAAUUGCCUUAUUAUUGAUUGUAAUAAAUUUCGGACCACACGGAGCCUCUGAAAGUCUCACAACUUUUUGUAUCAAAAGUGACCGUCACAUUUGACACUGACAUAUCUAAUCCAUAUCGUUUCUACAUCUAUUACAAUUAAUAGAUCUAGAAACGAUAUGGAUUAGAUACGUUAACCUCUAGCCGCCCAGAGACCUAUAAAAAGGUCUCUUGUUCCAUUUUAAUUUAAACUUUGUGUUGACAAAAUAAAGUUUCAUUUUGCUUGGCAAGGUUUGACGUAUGGGCGGCUAGAGGUUAAAGUUCGAAUCGGGCCGGUACGCGUUUGCGUUAAGUGUCAUUUUGUAUUGGAUUUUGACCAAAACGUCCCGCUUGGCGUACACUAGGGAUUCUGGACUAUCAAGGUGUUUUAUCGACACGUAUUCUUCUCUCUUUAUCAGCUUUGUGAGAGAGACGACGGCUUACCGCGAUAAAAUAAUAUGCUAAUAAAUGACAAGUUCAAGUAAUCCGAUUAGUAGCAGCGACUUAAUCGCGGUUUAGAAAUUCAGAUGAUAACCUACAUACUAAACGGCUAAUAAUAAAAAAAUAUUUUAAUUUUUUUUUUCUUUUUUUUAAACGUAAUAUAAAAUAUUGACCUGAGGUACCUAACUUUCCAUAAUCUUAUAAAUUUAAAACUUACAUGGAUUGUUUUUUUAACGUUUAUUAUGAUUAUGUAUGGUAACAUUUCACAUACACAGUAUUAUACAAAAAUGGUCUAUUAUUUAUUUGUAAAGAAAAAAAACUUAACAAAAACAACGCAUUUGGUGAUUUAAAAAAAGGUAGGAUUUGGGCAUAGCUUCUUAGUACCUAUUAUUAAAUUAACAUAAAAAUUAAUCACUAAUAUAAGUUUUGGUAUUAUACCUUAUCUUAUAAUAAGUAAUUAACUUUGGCAUAAUUAUAGUUAUUCGUAUUAUAUAUAAGAGCAUUAACGGGCAAUUUUUAAUUAGUCAGAAUAUAUGUAAGAUUCUCAAAAUUGUUCACAUGGUCACAUACUGAGAAUAAAAUAAAAUAAACCAACUACUUCUAAGGAUGCUAAAAAACUCUGUGAUUUUUAAUGUUGAUAUCCAAAUUGUUGUUAUAAUAGUUUUUAAAAAUACUAAAAGAAAUGGUCGUAUAGUAUUGGAGAUAUCUAUUCCACAUUCAUCACAUUUUUUUUAUUUUUAAGAAUUUAAACAGAAUUUUGCACUACGAAAUUCAUACGUAAAUUUUCUUAAAAUUGGUAAAAGAUUAAAUCUUGACAAGUAACAAAACUUCCCUAUAUCUUUUACUGAUUCUAGUAGCAGCAUUAUAAAGAUUAUAUGUAGGUAAUACUGCUAUUUAAAACAAACUAUAUAAAAAUAUAUAUACAGGAAGCUCAUUUUUGGACCGUUAGCCAUAUUGUGCGAGGUGAUUAGGCAGGCCACACUGAACAACUUUUUCUACGGGACCAACUCCGAAAUCACAAAAAUUUUUUUGGCCGGUUCAUAGAUUUUGGUUGUGGACGUUUUCUAUGGAAAGGCCAAUUUUUUUUUCGGAUGUCAGGGUUGGUCCCAUAGAUAAUUGUUCAGUAUGACCUACCUAAUCACCUCGCACAAUAUGGUCGAAAACCCUGUAUAAUGGCUUAUAUAUCUCCGAUAUUAUGCGACCUAUAGCGGCACCGUAGAAAGAUCCAACCGAACUUUGACUACGCUAAUUUCCAUUUUGACUUUACUAUACUUUUUUCAUAAAGGUUGGCUUUUUCAACGGCGUCGUCUGGCCGAUUCGGUACCGUAUCUGUGAUCUCCAAAGUCGUGUUCAUAUCAUGUAACGGUCGUUUCAAGCAUUGUCAUAAUCUUACGAUUUGUAUGGACGUUCUCUUGUAUUCUUAUUUUAAUAUUUAAGUGUAACUUAUACAAACUAAUUCAAAGUUUGGAGUUUUUCAUACUUUCCUUGAUUAUAAACUUAUUUCGUUGUUAACAUGUAAUGUAGUAAAAGGAAUUUCGUAGUCCGUACCUAUACAGUCUGUGCCUUUAGGUAUUUAAAUAAAAUUAAACAAACAAUUUGUAAAUUUUCGGGUAGUUAUAACAUUUAUUGGUUAACCAACCAAAUACAAAACCGCCUGGAUCUGUAUUUGAACCACCUGACAUUACGACCUACAUUAUUUGAUCAUGUAAUGUUUUCAUCUACACUCAACUGGCAUAUGGAGCCAUUUGAUGGUAGAUUUUGUUUGCUUUUAUUUAAAUACCUAAAGAUACAGACUAUAAUAAUGGUAGCAUUGACAUAGAUAUCUAGGGACUGGCUUUACGGGCAAUAAUAAUGAGGCAUGACAGGGGUAAGUACAGCGGUGUGACACCGCUACAACGCGAUUGGUUGAUGAGUUCGCAUCACGCAAGCGAUUGGUUAUUGAGUUCGUAUUACGCGCGCUAUUGGUCGCAACUAAUUGCAAUAGACUGCACGAUUGGCUGGAAUUCGUGAGUAACACCGCUGAACUAGUACCAUUUUUAAUGCCCGUAACGCUCGUCCUUAGAUAUUAUACGUCAAUGCAUGGUAGUUUAAGAGUAGGUAAUAAAAUUGAGCCCCUAAUAUAUUCUAUGAGAAAAUAACGAUAUGUGUUAUACUUGCCGUGAUGCUGUACAGGGCAACAUAUAGGUCUUAGUAAAAUUAGAGCACUCCUUGGACUGCUAAUAUUGAGUUAUCUACUCACUACAUUAGGAUCAGCUUGUAAGAAGUUACAAAAUUACGAAACUAAGCCUUUAUAUAAAAGAGUAAAGGAUGAAAAAUAUUUGUUGGUUUAAUACAAAACCUUGAUCAGAGUUAGUCCAAGAAAAGUCUGCAGCGAUAUUGAUAGCCAACACAGUGCAACUGUUAUUUAUACGUCAUAUUUUCAUAGAAGUUUGAUGAUUAAAAUAACACUUGCACUGCGUGGGCUAUCAAAAUCGCUGCAGACUAUUCUUGGUCUAACUGUAGAUAUGCAUGUUUUUUCAAGUUUCUGCUUUUCAGUAUUUUCUGUUCACACUUUUCGAAUAUCUUUCUAAGUUUCUACACAUAGUUCUGUGUCAAUGCUUGCAACGUCCGACUGUUGGUUAUUUUUUGACUGUUAUCAUUUUCGUGGGACACCGGUUUUCGACUGAUUAAACGUGUGAGGUUUGGAA
Molecule: messenger RNA, 9244 nt
Organism: Cydia fagiglandana
Lineage: Eukaryota; Metazoa; Arthropoda; Insecta; Lepidoptera; Tortricidae
Exons: 1
Coding region: 100-1836 (578 amino acids)
Source: RefSeq, a predicted model, not a curated record